Closterium sp. NIES-65 is the source of this 3567-nucleotide messenger RNA. The record is from the annotation of a GenBank genome assembly. Lineage: Eukaryota; Viridiplantae; Streptophyta; Zygnematophyceae; Desmidiales; Closteriaceae.
AUGCGAGGGCCGCCGGCCGGCCAGAACGCACCCGAGAAGCGUCAGCUGGUGUGCCGGACGUACAUGGUUCACUAUUUGGACGUACAAGCGCGCUCUCCUUCCGCCUACACCUGCACCGCGCCCACUCGCCCGCCAUUCCCGCUGCCCCCCCCCAGCCGCCCCACCAAGGCCGUGCUUGACUUCUCCUCGAGCGUUCCCGUGCAGCGGUUGGGGGGACAGCAGGGGGUGGCGUCUCGGGAGCAGCUGGUGUGGAAGUGCGAGCAGGCGCCGCUGCUGUGCGUGCAGGCCAUGCUGCUCGAGUGGCUGGCUGAGCCGCGCGUGGGCGUGCUCAUGGACCUGGGGAGGAUCCCAUCCCGCCUGCCUGCCAUCCUCGCCUACACACCUGCUGCUGCACCCUGCCCUGCUUCUCUGAUAUCUCUUGCUGAAGCGUCUCAGUCUGCUACCCCCCCUGCUGCUGCUGCUGCGUGGUCGUGCUGCUGGCGCUGCACCGGCUGCUGGGCUGCGUACCGCCGUGCCGUCAGAUUCGCGGCCUUCCUCGUGCUCGUGGCGAGGUCCCCGCACCUGGUGACGCUGUGGAAGGCGCACAUGGACUCGCGCGCGGCCACGUUCACAGCGCUGCUAACGGAGCUGGGAGCGCGUAGGCACGCCCAGCCGGACUGCUUCGCGUCCAUGCUGGUGCAGGUGCUGGGGGUGAAGGAGCGCGCUGACCUGCAAGAAGGGUUUGGUUUCUUCCUGCAGCACCUGCUGCCGGGCACACUGGAUACGGCGGGUGGGAAGGCGCAGGGCACACGGAAGAAAGCUGCGGCUCUGGGCAACGCGGGGCCGGUUGCAACGGCUGCAGUGCGGCUGAUGGGCGGUGGCAGGGGAGCGGAGGGCAUAGGGGGGAGCAGUGCAGGUCGCGGGUCAGGGGAUGAGGAGGAUGGGGGAGAAGGCGACGGUGGCAGGCAGGGGCCAGUGGGUGGUGGCGGUGAGGGCGGUGGGGAUGGGCACGGCGGGCAGUGGAGGAAGCAUCUGAAGGGGCGUGUGUGGGAGAGGUAUGUGGAUGGCAUGGCUUGGAUCCUUCAGCAUGGAGGUGGGAAAGGGAGGGAGUUCCGGUGCAGCCACUGCAGUGAGGAGGGCACCAGCAGUAGCACCAGUGGUGAUAGUGGCAGUCGUUGUAGCAGCGCCUACGGUGGCGACAGCAGCAGUAGCAAUGGUGGUAGCAGCAGUGGUGGUGAUGUGGUUGGCAGUGGCAAGUACAUGGGAGGCAGGGAUGUACCCAGGGGCAUGUAUGUGAGUGGCGUCGGAGCCACUGACUUCGCGCUGGCAGUGGCAUCAGUGCUGUCGCUGCCAGGGCACUAUGAGGACCAGUCGCUCAUGCUGGACGGCAACAACGCUGCAAAGGCCAAGGUGGAGAAUGCUGCCAUCCGUGACUCCAGGAGCCGCUUGAGGAAGAGAGCGGGCGACACAGGGAGAGCAAGUGGGGGAUCCGGAGCAACAGCCACGGACGAAGCAGCAGGCAGGCCAAACCCACUCUCCAAAGCCAGUGCGUUGAAUGGCAGUGGUACAGCUGGCAUUGGCACUCGUGCUGCGUCAACCUGCUCGUCACCAUGCCACCUGUCUUCCACCACCACCUCCUCUUCCACCACCCAUGCUCUUCCUCCUGCCGCUGCACCAACUGCACCAACUUUUGACGCACCUCAGGAAUCCACGGCAGCGGCUCAAUCCCGUGCCAUUCUCACCCCUGGGCUCGUACCUGUCAACACCCACCCUGCUAUGGCUCUCCUAACUUAUCGAGUCGCUUGCAUGUUGCAGUGGGUCCGAAUCUACGGCUCGGAUUUCAUCCCGAAGAACUGCUGCUCCAGGGAUAGCCUUCAGGGGAAGGUCCUGCCCAUGCGUCACCCCUUUAGGGACCUUCCGAGCCUGCUGCUCAGGUUUAGUGCCAUUCCGAAGCCGGUGGAGGGAAGCGACUUCCCCUUGGAGUGGGAGGAGUGGCCUGAGGGCGAUGACGCUGCUGCCAAGUUCCCUCACGACCCCACUGCCCGUUUCUUUGGACUUGGCAUUGUGGAGACGAGUGCCAUGGGCGACGAGAGGGGCUCUCAGCAUGGCUUGUCAGAGGAGACUGAGGUGGUAGAGGAGUGUGACGUGACAGAGGCGGGUGGGCAGGGGCCAUCAGAGUAUGUGCAACGAGCAGCAGGGAAGGGCAAGGCUGUGAAGGGGAUAGGAAAGAGGGGGAAAGGAGGGUACGGGAGUGGUGGCAAGAAGGCGGAAUGGGGGCCUGAAACGAUUACAGAGCGUGGCAAGGGGAAAGGAGUUCUAGCACAGACAACCGUGCUGCCACCACCACGGCACAGCAAGGACCACUCGCAGCCAUGGCUGCCCAUCAUGCGGUGCCGCGCUGAUGUGGACUUUCUACUGGCGUUCCUGCCGGCCAUGUUGAAGGUCCCAAAGUGUUCCCACUGCCUCAAAUUCCUGGGCAUCUUCAUGAACCACGUGCCCUGCUGUGCUCUCAUCGCCAACUUCGCCUAUCGCCCCGUGGACGCCCUCGUCACGCGCUUCCUCUCCGCCUUCCCCGCGCAUUCUCCCCAGUUCGACCAGUUGCUCAAGGCGCUGCUGCUGCGCUCGCCUCUCACCGUGGCGGAGCACAUCCGGCUCAUCAACGAAUCCAGUCCUGCCGGCGUGCGGCUGGGCAUGAGUGCGCUGCGCCAUGAGUGCGAGCAGAUGACGGAGUUACCGAAGGAUGCGGGCAUGAGAAAGAGUGUGAUGCGGUUCAAGGCACGGCAAAUGCCGCUCUUCUUCCUGCUGGGCGUGGUGCUGUACCAUGCGAAGCCCAUCAUGGGGGUGUCUGACAAACACGACGUGGGCUCACACAGCGGGGACAUGGAAAUGAUUGCACGGAGGAUCGAGAGGGUCAUGGGGAGCGGGGGCAGUGUAGGGGGUGUGGACAGCGGGGAGGUGUGGGUGGAGGUGGAGGCGUGGUGCUGUGCCAUGAUGUGCGCGUGGCGCUCCAGCACCAAGGUCAUGGGGUCGGGGCUCCAUGUGUCGUGCGGUAAGGGCAGCAGCCAUGUGCUGCCCACGAGGGCAGGAGCGCCCAUGUCACACGAGUGGGGCGUUGACAUGUGGGCGCAGGCUGCCAAACCCAGGUUCCGUGACGACAUGCGGGCGAGUCGGGGUGGGUGUGGCGAUGCCUGCGCGGACAGCAACAGUGGGGUCAGUGGUGGCGGUGGUGGGAAGAGUGAGGGAGAGGAAGGAAAGGGGGAGGUGCCAGGUUAUCUGAAUCCAUGGCCCGGGGGGGUCAAUUUGCUGGCAUGUCUGCGAGAGAUGCUGCUGGGGAAGGUGUGCUACCGCCCUGCCUCCCCUGCUGCAUCGUGCACCCAUCCUGCCGCACCGAGUGUGUCUGUCUCCACAAGGCCUGUGCCCUCUUCCGCCCCUGCUGCGCCAAUCACUGCACGUGCACCAAGCAAUGCAGCUGCCUCCGUUUCAGUUGCACAAUGCCCUGGCGAUGCUGCUUGUAUCGGGUAUGUGUGCGGAGCUGCGGGGUGUGGGAGGGUGGAGGGUGGUGGUGGUGUGAAGCUGAGGAAUUGCUAA